This is a messenger RNA of Patella vulgata (common limpet), 839 nucleotides long. Its product is annotated as astacin. The transcript has 8 exons. Bases 16 to 798 code for a protein of 260 amino acids. Gene Ontology annotation, molecular function: metalloendopeptidase activity; zinc ion binding. Gene Ontology annotation, biological process: proteolysis. The record is from RefSeq and is a predicted model, not a curated record. NCBI's taxonomy places the organism in Eukaryota, Metazoa, Mollusca, Gastropoda, Patellidae.
CACGGAACUGUAAGAAUGAAGAUCGUCUGGUGCCUACUCGCUAUUUUUGGAUUUACACAUUGUGUUCCAAUAGAGCAAAAUCCCACUGACUACUAUGGCCCAGAUGAAUUUGAUGAGAACUUUCCAGAAGAAAAUCCUGGUUUAUAUGAAGGGGAUAUUGAGUUAAGAGAAGGCGAAGAUCCUCGAAAUAGAAAUGCUAUCACUGAUAAAAACAAGCUGUGGCACGGUGGUGUUCUUCCCUACUCUAUCUCUUCUGGAUAUUCUUCAAGUGAUCAAGCUUCCAUCCGAUCUGCCAUGCAUACCAUUGAGGAGAAAACUAAAGUAAAUGGUAAAACAUGUAUCCAUUUUACACCUCAUACCAACCAACGACAAUAUAUUAGAUUUGCCUCGGGAUCAGGAUGUCAUACCCCCGUUGGUAUGGGAUAUGGUGCAUCAACCGUAACAUUGGGAAGAGGUUGUCUUAGAAUUGGUACCAUCAUGCACGAGAUUAACCACGCCCUUGGAAGCUGGCAUGAACAGAGUCGACACGACCGUGAUAGUUAUAUUACUAUUGAUUUUAGUAAUAUUCAAAAGGGACGUGAACAUAAUUUCGUUAAGUAUACCAAUAUCGACGAAGAAGGCCAGCACUACGACUAUGAGUCUGUGAUGCACUACAAUGCCUAUGCUUUUGCCAACGAUCGACGAAAGCCUACCAUCGUACCCAAACAGAGAGGUGCUGUCAUUGGUCAACGUACACAUCUUAGUCCCAUUGAUAUCAAAGAAAUGCAGAUUUUAUAUGGAUGUAUACCAAGACCAUAAAACAUUUAUCUGUUUGAAGUACAAUAAAAUAUAACAUUUUG